Neodiprion virginianus is the source of this 1399-nucleotide messenger RNA. Its product is annotated as zinc finger HIT domain-containing protein 3. Gene Ontology annotation, cellular component: nucleus; pre-snoRNP complex. The transcript has 2 exons. Lineage: Eukaryota; Metazoa; Arthropoda; Insecta; Hymenoptera; Diprionidae. Bases 138 to 545 code for a protein of 135 amino acids. The record is from RefSeq and is a predicted model, not a curated record. Gene Ontology annotation, biological process: box C/D snoRNP assembly; maturation of LSU-rRNA from tricistronic rRNA transcript (SSU-rRNA, 5.8S rRNA, LSU-rRNA); snoRNA localization. Gene Ontology annotation, molecular function: protein binding.
GAUUCGCGGAACGCUUCACGCAGCUUCACGUUUGUUUUGCAUCCAAUCGAAGUGAAAGUGCGUGGAAAGCGCGUUCAGCGUGUAAACUGCUUGAAAUACUCGAAUAGAAGUGGCAAUAAAAUUUGAUUCGUCACAAAAUGACCAUGUGUGAGCUUUGCGGCAAAGAAAUCGCCCCUUACAAGUGCCCAACGUGCAGAAUACGAUACUGCUCGGCCGACUGCUUCAAGGUGCAUAAAUCUGUGCCUUGCACCUCGCAGAUUCCCGAGCCUGAUGAAAUUAAAGCAGAAAGAAUCGAACCCCUCUACAGGUUUCCCACGGAAGACACAGUUUCCGUAGAGAAACUGGCAGCAUUGCGUCAAUGUACAGAGCUAAAAAACUGUCUUAACAAUCCUCACGUACGCGCAAUCAUGAAGGGGAUUCUAGAUGCUGACGAUCCUACAGAAGCUGUGGCUCAGGCUAUGACAGAACCGAUAUUCGUCGAACUUGCAGAUGCCUGUCUUCGCGUUGUAGAGCCGCAGGACGAGGUUCCGUUCCCUAAUUCUUAGAUACCUUUACUGAGGGAUUAUCGAUUCCUCUCCUUUUCUCUCUUCCAAUGAACCGCCUGAUCGCGUUAUAAUGAACUAAUAACUGGUCAUUUGAAUCUGUACUGUUUGCUUGGCUAUAAACGAUUGUUUGAAUAUUUAUGCUUACGACGACAAGUUCACAAAUCGAUAAAGAAGAAAUGGAUCAUUGUCAAAAGGCUAGGUGCAAAUUGAUCCAUUGAAACGGUGUGUCAUCAAACUUGAAAAAUUGAAGGCUCUGAAUAGAUAUUGUCAGAUACCGUGUUUCACACACGAUUAGUUUGUGUUCUCGUUUGGACGGUAACAGAGGCGAUACAUUUCUUUGUGUAAGAACAUUCAUACUGACGAAUUUAAGGUUUCUGAAAUCUCAGUUUUUGAAGUUUCUGGGUCUAGAGGGUAAAAGAAGGUAUUGAACAAAAGUACAUGUAUUAUCAUUAGAAUAAAAAUUGAAAAUUUUUCUUACAAACUUCUUCUUUCCUUUACAUCUACGAUACUUAUUUUGACUAAAAAUAGUGGGUUUGGCAGAGUGUACAAUAUUCCUUAAUCCGCUAUAAUCACGUUAGGUGUGCCUGAUGUAUCAAAUCGACUUUCAUCUAGUUUUAUUUCGUUUGUGAAUUCGCUUCUUCGUUGCACCUAACGUUUGUAUUAGUUCAGUUUGUAUAUUCUUUCCCUUCAUCAUCGAGAUGAAUUACCACUCAUAGCUAUCUGUUUUUUUACUCUGUAAAAAUUCGUACUCUCUUAUUCCGUCAUAAGGACCUUUCUAAAGUUCUGACCGCCCUGCAUAUGUUGAAGAUACGUAUAAUGCCAAGUCCUUUGGAAUCAACACAUUGUAUUGUUCA